Molecule: messenger RNA, 2847 nt
Organism: Diuraphis noxia (Russian wheat aphid)
Lineage: Eukaryota; Metazoa; Arthropoda; Insecta; Hemiptera; Aphididae
Product: lon protease homolog 2, peroxisomal-like
Biological process (GO): proteolysis; protein catabolic process
Molecular function (GO): serine-type endopeptidase activity; ATP binding; ATP hydrolysis activity
Source: RefSeq, a predicted model, not a curated record
AUGAAUAUUCCCAAUGAAUUGCCUAUUAUUUAUACAACACCAGUUUUGAUUCCUGGUUAUAUUUUGAAAAUUCGAUUACCAGUUGAAAAAUACUCUAAUUUAUUGAAUUAUCUUCAAACUAAUCAUGAUUCAAAAUCAAUACAUAUAGGUGUGAUACCAAAAUCAGAUUUUGAAAAGGCUAAUAAUAUAAUUGGAACAGUGGGCCGGGUUCUUAGCAUAAUUAAAGUYGGAGAUAUUCCUGAAAAUUUUGUUUUUGUCACGGAAGGAAUAUGUCGUUUUAAAUUAGAUGAAAAAAUUUCUGAUGAGCCAUUACAAAUUAAUAAAGUUAUUACGAUAGAAAAUUUUAAAACCCUCCAAGGCGACGAAAAGACAAUAAAUGAACUCCACACUGAAUUUAAUAAAGUUGUGAAUGACUUUUUAACAUAUUCAGAACCAGGCAUAUUUGCAAGAGAUACCUUAAAGAUGUUAUUUAAUAAAACUCCCCUAUAUCAAACUGUUGAUUUUUAUUUGAAGAAUUUUGUACGUUUAACUCCAGCAGAUGCCUAUGAAAUUCUUAGAGCUACAAGUUUAAACGAUACAUUGAAAUUUGUUACAGAUUGGUUAAAAAGAGCAACAAUUAAUGACAACAAAUACACAAAAUCUGAAAAAACAGGUUUAAUUCCAAUCCCAUCUACACUUACUAAUGGUAUUGGUGGUAACAGGAGUAUUCUGCUGAAGAAACCAAUUUCACAAGAAUUAAAUCAAUUACAAACAACCAUUCAAGAUUCUGGAAUGCCAACACCAAUACAUAAAACAAUUAUGGAAGAAUUUAAAAGACUUCAUGAAAUGAGUACUAGCAAUCCUGAUUAUUCUGUACUUAUAAAUUAUAUCAGCUAUGUUGCAAAUUUACCAUGGAAAAAACGUACAAAUGAAACUUUAGAUCUGAAAAAAGCUAAAAAUGUAUUGAAAUCAAACCAUUAUGGCAUGGAAAAGGUGAAAAAUAGAAUAUUGCAAUUCAUAGCUGUAAAAAUAUUGAACCCAGAUCGUCGAGGACCUAUACUUUGUUUUAUUGGGCCACCUGGUGUUGGCAAGACAUCUAUCGCUAAAGCUAUUUCCAGUUCGUUAAAUCGAACUUUUAAAAGAAUAUCAUUAGGUGGGAUAAACCACUAUUCAGAUAUUAAAGGACACAGAAGAACAUAUAUCGGAGCUAUGCCUGGAUGUAUAAUUCAAGCAAUUCAACAAGCAAAAACCAACAAUCCUKUAAUUUUAUUGGAUGAAAUUGAUAAGAUGUACAGAGGUGUAAGUGGUGAUCCUGCUGCAGCAUUAUUAGAAGUUUUAGAUCCAGAACAAAAUAGUUCAUUUGUCGAUUCAUWUAUUAACUUGCCAUUUGAUGUCAGUCAAGUAAUGUUUAUAUCAACAGCUAAUAGUGCUGCUAAUAUACCUCAGACAUUGCGUGAUCGAAUGGAAAUAAUUUAUUUGGAAGGAUACACACAAGAAGAAAAAAUGCAAAUUGCAGAAACUUAUUUGAUUCCCAAGAUACUUAAAGAUCAUAAUAUGAAUGAGUUGCAGAUAACUAUUUGCAAAAAUACAAUAAAAGAUAUAAUUCAAAAAUAUACAAAUGAAUCUGGUGUAAGAGAAUUGCAGCGUAAACUAGAAGUUAUUUGUCAUUACGUUGCUGUAGAUAUAGUUGAGAAUGGUGAUAAAACAAUAAAAAACUAUGUGAUCACACCAGAAUUAUUAUUGAAUAUUCUCGAUAGUGAAUUAUACAAUGUAAAAAAUACACUAGUAGAAGAAAGUUGUAACAAAAUAGGUGUUGCUAUUGGAAUGGCGUGGUCUCGAGUCGGUGGGAUGGUUCAAGUUAUUGAAGCAACUAAAUUGUAUUCGACUAACGAGAAAAAUCAGCUAGUCCUAACUGGUCUAGCAGGCCAAACUCUAAAAGAAUCAGUGUCAAUAGCACAGCAUUGGAUACAAGCAUUUGUAAAAAAAAAUGAAGUUAACAUACAAGAUUUCUGUGUUCAUGUUCAUUUACCUACAGGAGGAAUUCCAAAAGAUGGGCCAUCUGCCGGGAUAACAAUUGUGUGUGCAUUAAUCUCUCUUUUUUGGAAAAUACCUUUAAGACCAAUGAUUGCAAUGACUGGAGAAAUAUCAUUGAAUGGAUAUGUCUUGCCUGUCGGUGGAGUAAAAGAAAAAAUUUUAGCUGCACACAAUUCAAAUAUUAAAACGGUCAUCAUACCUGAACUUAAUUUGAAAGAUUUAAAAAAAAUACCUAACAAUAUCAGAGAGGAUUUAAAUAUUAUCCUAGUGAAACAUUUAGAGGAAGUAUUGGAUAUUGUUAUUCCUGGAGGAUUGGCAAUACUGCAAAACCCAUCAUUUUCAACAAUGGAAAUAUGUAAACUUUAGUUCUAGCAUUAACAAACUAUCAAUUAUUUUAAGUAUUUAAUUAAAUACUCUGUAUUAUAGUGGCAUAAGUUGGGCGAAAUUUUGGGGGUCUUUGGGAGACUUCUAACUUCAUACGACAAAUUUUUUUUUAGCAAUUUUCAUAUUAUUUUCCUAAAAAUAAUAACAUAAUAUUUUAUUUUCAAUAUGAAUUAAUAUAAAUACAUUCUAAAAUUUAAGCAGCUACUUAUAAUUUUAAAAAUUUCUGAGGUUGCGAUACAACACCUUUGCUACCUUUGAAUUUUUCAGAGAUUGCAAAUAUGACCCAUACAUCCCCUAGUUAUUUUAAGCCACUAAUGUGAUACAUUUAAAUAUUAUAAAUGUAAGUUUAUCAAUAAAUUACUUAAUUAAUACAAUUUAUGGACGAUUUUAUAACGAGCAUCAGGUUUUUAUUAUCUAUGUUUAAAGUUUAAAUAAAACAAAUAAUUUUAA